CGCAGAGCCGGAAGUGAACAGUUGCAGUUGCCGAUGACAACCGCUGCUUGAAGUAACAGACUGGAAAGAGCUAAGAGCUAAGUUGUCGCUUUAAACGAGUGACAAAUAACGAAGUUGUUAGUUUAAGAGUUGGGAUAGUAAUAGUUGCUCCUUCCUGUCCCGAGUCGACUUGAUCCCUGUGGUCCUCAGUCUCUCCUGUUGGGGGUCAUCGGCUCUGCGCCUGUCCUCUGUAGAUGAAGAUGUCCCUGGCCCAGCGAGUCCUCCUCUCCUGGAUCUUCGCCCUCAUCUUCCUCAUCAUGCUCGUCCUCAAGCUGGACUCUAAGAUCCACUGGAACUGGUUUCUCGUCUUCCUCCCCGUCUGGACCUUUGACACCAUCCUCAUCCUCAUGCUCGUGGUUAAGAUGGCGGGACGCUGCAAGCCUGACUUUGACCCCAGGGACGGCGAGCAGAGUCUGAAGAGGAGGCUGUGGUAUCUGACGGCGCUGCUGCUGAAGCUGGCCUUCUGUCUGACUCUGUGCUCGCACCUGGAGAGGCUCUUUGAGACGUGGGUCAGUGUUGUGUGUGUGCCUCUGUGGGUGCUGCUGGGGGGGGCACUGGUGGAGCUGGGACACAGUGUUUUCCACUACCGGAGGGACUGAAGCAGAAUCACCUGCAGUGGAAAAACUUAUAAACUCCAGCGUCUCUGAUUUAGGAUGCACCAACCCAUCCGGUGGAUUGUCAUCAGGAAACAUAUGACUUCAUACACUUGGAUGGAGUUUCAGUCAGUCCCGAUUGAUCCAAACAUCAAAACUGUUUUUGUUUUGGGAUAACAAACUGUUUAAUCUGUAAGUCACACAUCGGGUUAGGAGUGUUUAAUAAGUUCUACACGUUGUGGAGAAAGUUGGAGCGGUGCAUCCUUUUCUCUCACCACACUAAGAAGACUUGUUCAAACUGCAUCUUUGUGAAUGUUUCAUGUGCACCACUCAUUCAUAGAAUUAAUAUUAUUUUUCUGCAAGAAUUAAGAGUGCCUUUUGUCUCUCACUUUAAAAUCACCACAUGUACACACGGGUGAAGUAACGUUGUAACAUUGGUUUUAGAUCUACACUAGCUUGCACUGUGAGCCAUAUUAAAAAAUGAAAGUACAACACGUAGCUUUUUAAUGCUGUAAGAAACUUCAAAACCCCUCAUGUGUCAUACAGUCCACCUGUAUUUAAGAUUUUAAAAAUACUGAGCUCCCCAUCAACAGAUUAAUACGCUUUAACCAGACACCAGAAAGAGCGAUGAUUCUUGAUACUCUAAAUUGAGAUUUCCAAAUAUUUAGUCUACAAAUAUGUUUCAUUAAUAAAAUCCCCUUAAAUCAACCACAGCAAUCCUAACUCAAGGUCUACUCGCUCAGGUUUAUGUCAGAGCUCAGAAUAUGCAGAUAUCUGUGCUGUUAUUGGUAAGAUAUUUAGUAAAUGAAACUUACUUAAAGUUUGUAUUUAUUUUGUGAUAAAUACCCAAAGAUUGCUAAACCCAGAUUUUCAGAAUAAAAGUGUUGAUGGCCUGAACGUUGUGUUCUAAAUAGUAGCUUAGUUAACUAAUGCUUAAUGUUU
Messenger RNA from Labrus bergylta (ballan wrasse), 1574 nucleotides. It is a transcript of the gene tmem60, whose product is annotated as transmembrane protein 60. The record is from RefSeq and is a predicted model, not a curated record. NCBI's taxonomy places the organism in Eukaryota, Metazoa, Chordata, Actinopteri, Labriformes, Labridae.